Molecule: messenger RNA, 1845 nt
Organism: Mytilus californianus (California mussel)
Lineage: Eukaryota; Metazoa; Mollusca; Bivalvia; Mytilida; Mytilidae
Product: beta-1,4-galactosyltransferase galt-1-like
Exons: 1
Coding region: 59-1828 (589 amino acids)
Source: RefSeq, a predicted model, not a curated record
AGUGCAACACGGUUAUCAGCAGCUUGAAAUAAUUGUUUGUCGAGAUGACACCAGGGAGAUGGCUACCCGUCAGAUAACACGAUUGUUACUGAUAGCAUUGGGAUUUUAUAUUUUUGGUCUCAUAUUUUUCCUGGUCGGAAAUGAUGUCAAGGUUAAAGAUCAAACUGAAGAUCAUUAUUUACCAAUAGAUGAGGUGUUCGUAAAGGCAUCUAAUAAAACAACGUAUUCAUACGAUAAACAGGUUAUGUUGGAUUUUCGACAACUUCACAGGUCAAAUAUUUCAAAACCAAAAAAGUCUGAAAUUCAAUCUAAGUUUGAUAGGUUGUAUAAAUUAAAAAAGACCGAUGCUUUACAAUCGAUAAAGAGGCUUAAAAAACUUGGGAGUGGUAAACUUCAAAUGAGGAAACGAAAUAAGAAUAAGAUAGAUAACAAAGAACUUACAAAUCAAGAUUAUUGGGACAGUUUAAAAAAUCUUACAUUUAAAGAGAAAGUAGACCAUAUUUUAAAAAUAUAUCGUAUCCGAAAUAGUACAACAAACCUUAAGCUGCGAUCGAUAACGACAGUUAAACAACAUACAAGAAAUGACAAUACUACUGAUAAUAAUAACCAAAAGAAAGAAAACACUAAAUACCAUUAUACAGGAGAAAUUAACUCUGCAUUGACAAAAAGUAACGUAGGAUUUUUAAAAGUAGCCGAAGAUAUUUUUAUAUAUGCAUCAUAUUAUGAUGACAGGAAAGAAACGCGUUUUAUACGAAAUGUGAUAAUUACAAGAUCUGCUAAGAAUUUCAAUCAACAACUUUGGUGCCAUUUUUGGAAUCCUACCAUAAAUGGUUGGGAAUCGUCUGGAUUAGAGUUCUAUGAGACCUGUGAAAAUCAUCUCAAGACGUUUGCAGCUUACAUUGGGUCAUGUAAAAUUCCAGGCAAUGUACAAUAUGAUCAUAUUUACAUUUCAAAUUCUGACGACGCGAACAACGAAGAAAUGAAAAACAUAAUUCCUGUAAUACAACAUUCAAACAAAUCUGAAGUAAAAGGCGAUUUAGCUGUGUGUGUUCCGCCAUUAUUUGGGAAUGUUAAUUCUUUACGCUUGUUAGAAUUCAUAGAAUUUUCUAUCAUACUAGGAUAUAAGCAUUUUACUUUUUAUUCACAAAAUGUAACCAAUGAAACUUUAAAAAUCUUAAAACUUUAUCAAAAGGAGGGUCUAGUUACGAUUCUUGACUGGCCUUUACCUGUACAAGAAGACUGGAUCUGGUAUCACGGACAGUCAGCUGCUGUCUGGGACUGUCUUUAUAGAAAUAUGUAUGUAUUUAAACAUGUGGCAUUUCUUGACAUCGACGAAAUUAUUUUCCCCCGAUAUGAUGAAAUGCUUCCAAACUUCAUAGACAAAACAAUAAAACUAUAUCACGAACAAGAAUCGGAAGGUGGCGACAUUUGUGCUUUUAGAUUUCAGAGUGCAUACUUUGAUCCCCUUCAGGAUACAAUUAUUUCAGAUAUAUUUGAUUUUUCAGACAACAUUGAACGCCAUCUAGUCACAUUAAAUUCAAUAAGCAGAAAGGAAGAUUUUAGUACAGUUCGAACAAAAAUGAUUGUUGAUCCAAUUAAAAUUUUUGAAAUUGGAAUACAUCACGUGAGCAAGCCAAUGGAGGAACAUUUCCAAGUUGAAAAUAUUAAUCCUGAGAUUGCAUAUAUCCAUCACUAUCGAAAGUGUCAAAGUAACUUUGGUGGGCGUUGUGUUGGUCGAAUUACUGACAAUCAUGCAAGGAGGUAUCGCAAUCGUUUGCUUACCCGAUUAAAGUGGCGCUUUUACCAUCUGUUUAAGGAAAUAUUAUAAAAUUGAUCAGUUCGUCA